Molecule: messenger RNA, 597 nt
Organism: Prorocentrum cordatum
Lineage: Eukaryota; Dinophyceae; Prorocentrales; Prorocentraceae
Source: the annotation of a GenBank genome assembly
AUGAAGGCCGAGCUGAAGCCCAGGAAGAAAGACUCAGACCAGGACGCGGAGAAGGGCGGCGACGGCGACGAGAAGAAGGCGGCCGAGGCCAACGGGGGCGAGGAGGGCGACCGCGAGGGCGGCGAGGAGCGCUCCAGGGAGAAGGACGGCUCGAAGAGCCCCCGCAGGAACAAGUCGAGGUCCAGAUCCAAGUCGCGAUCGCGGAAGUCGCGGUCGCGAAAGUCGCGGUCUCGCUCGCGGAAGUCGCGGCCCAGGUCGCGGUCCAAGUCGCGGAGCAAGUCGCGGUCCAAGUCCGUGCGCCUCUCCGUGCGCAUGCCGCACAACACGGACGAAGUCACCGGAGAGCGCAUCGAGGCGGAGGUGGUGGAUCGCCCCGCGCUGACCAAUGGCGAGCCCGUUUGGCAGGCCCAGAUCACCAUGCCGCAGGACGGGUGGCAGCAAUCACACGGGCAAGCCGCGAGUCUUCAACAUUCGGGGACCUCCACGGAAAGAGCAGGACCGGAACAGGCCGAGCGCGACGCGAAGCAGCUCACCGAGAUAUCUGUAGAAGGCCCGAAGGCCGUUCGUGCCCUGGCGAAUCAGCUGCACCGGCGGUAG